UGACGCCAGAGGCUGCGGGAACAAACAAAGAGCCAGGCGUGUAGAAAUGUAACAUCGACUCAGCGUUUUAUUUACUAAAAGCUUGGACUUUCGUAACAAAUACAGAAUUAUAUAUUCGUUUACAGUUACAUAGGUAUGAUUUUGCAUAUAUGAUGCCAAAUGCUGAGAUCGUACAGUCGUUUUUAUCGAGUGUCAGCUUUUAUUUUGAAAUCUGAUCAUUUCUCUUAGUUCUCUGAUGAUUUUCUUCUGAAUCUGUCAAAAGAGACACGGCGAUCCACGAAGCGUCUGGGCUCCUUAUUCAAGCCGACUUAGAUUUUUCUGUUUUAUAGAUGGAGGAUCAGGAUUCCUGAAGGGUUUUUUUUUUCAGAGAGAGCUCCCCCAGCAUGUCGGCCGAGGAGGAGGAGAGGGGGGUAGUUCGAGUCAAAGUCAAGAAAUGUGAAGGAUUGGAACCAGUGGAAUUCCGCUCCUUUGCUGUUGAUCCACAGAUCACAUCACUGGAGGUGCUGCAGCACAUCCUGAUACGAGCCUUUGAGCUCAAUGGAAGGCGUAAUUUUGGUAUUAGCUACCUGUCCCGGGAUCGCAUGGGUGCAGAAGUCUAUCUCUCGCUCCUGUCUGAUUGGGAUUUAGAUGCAGCGUUUGUCAGUGCAGCUAAGCCUUACCUCCAGCUUAAGAUGGACAUUAAGCCUUCAGAAGAGAGUCCAGUGCUAGAGGACUGGGACAUCAUAAGUCCUAAGGAUGUGAUUGGCUCAGAUCAACUGCAGGGGGAGAAGAGGUCCCUGACGUCCACGGCUCUUCCCUUUACCCAGUCCCUGCUGUCCCAGAUGGGUCGGACGUUGUCUAAGGUGCAGCAGGCAUUAAGCUGGUCAUACGGGGAGGAGGUCAAGCCAUUCAAGCCCCCACUGAGUGAUGCAGAAUUUCACAGUUACUUGAACAACCAGGGUCAGCUGACGCGGCCAGAGGAACUACGGCUCCGCAUUUAUCAUGGGGGGGUUGAGCCAUCCCUCCGCAAGGUAGUGUGGCGUUACCUUUUAAAUGUGUACCCAGAUGGCCUGACGGGGCAGGAAAGGAUGGACUACAUGAAGAGGAAAACAAGAGAAUAUGACCAGCUCAAAAGUGAGUGGAAAUCCAGGGUGAGCUCAGAGGAUCUGGAGUUCAUUAGAGGAAAUGUUUUAAAGGAUGUGCUUAGAACGGACCGAGCCCAUCCGUACUAUGCCGGCUCGGAGGACAGUCCUCACUUGACCGCUUUGACUGAUCUCCUUACCACUUUUGCCAUCACGCAUCCGCAGGUGUCUUAUUGUCAAGGUAUGAGUGAUAUUGCCUCUCCGAUCCUUGCUGUCAUGGACAAUGAAGCGCACGCCUUUAUUUGUUUUUGUGGUAUCAUGAAGCGCUUAGAAGGCAACUUCCGCCCUGACGGCCAACUAAUGUCUAUUAAGUUCCAGCACCUUAAGUUACUCUUGCAAUACUCAGAUCCUGAAUUUUAUACCUAUCUGGUCUCCAAAGGUGCUGACGACCUCUUUUUUUGUUACCGCUGGCUGCUUCUCGAACUAAAGCGCGAGUUUGCUUUUGACGAUGCACUGAGGAUGUUAGAGGUGACGUGGAGCUCUCUGCCUCCAGACCCACCUGAGACCGAGGUUGAGCUGCUUGGGCUACCGCUUGAAGAAGGCGAGUCCCCUAGUCGUGAGGGCAGCUGCCCAAAGUUGGAGAAUGAAAACCUGGAGAGAGAGCAGACAGAGCAGCGGCGGCGACACAUGUUAAGGCCGUCCAGAGAAGAGGCAGACGGGGGACACAGUCUCAGCUUGGAGGCAGAGAGAAAGGAAGAGAAGCCAUCGGAUGAAGUGGACAAAGGAAUUUAUGGUAUGGAUUGUGCAGUGAACACUGAAGGCCCCCCACCAGCACCUCCUUUUGAGAAGCAGUCCAGUUUUGGAGAAUUUAAGUACUACAGUGCACGAAAUGAGGAUAGUUUUGAAGCUAACGAAAUUGAAACAUCAGAUCCCACAUUAUCUUUGGAAAAGUUUCAGGCCACGCAUUCAUUACCUCUUACAGUCCGUCAGUCCACAGAAGACAGUGAGGAUGAUCCUGGAGAGAGGCAGCCUUUAAUAAGUGGAAAUGAGAAACCUUCAUCUCCUCAGACAGAGGAGAAAAAUGGACAAACAGUUUCUCCCUUUCCUCCAAGUAUACUGAACUGGAAAAAUGUCCCUCAGUUCUCUGCAACAUCUCCUUCAAUGUCCAGCUGGAGAGCACUGUAUCCAGAUGUUCCAGGGUCGAAGCCAGUCUCAUCUUCAUUUAUUGUGAGCAGUGCUGCAUCUCCUGAUAAGGCUUUGGGGAGAUUUGUGUCUUCAGCUGCUGUGUCUAAUGGAACUGGAAUGCACUCACCAUCAACCCCCACUGGAAAGUCUGCACUUUCCUCUCCAUCCCUGGGCAACAAUCGCUCACUGCUGUCUUCACCGAUUUUAUCCUUUGCUAAAUCUCCAUCACUACCCAAACCAUUCUCCAGCAACCUUUCAUCCCCAUGCAAACUUCCAGGAACUGGUGCAAACACUCCAACUACAGGCAAACCUGACGUUAGCAGUAUUAAACCCUGUUCCCUUCCUCCUCCUCAAGAGUUUGGCAAGGGCAAUCCUUUCAUGCUGUUCUUGUGCCUCUCCAUCCUGUUGGAGCAUCGUGACCACAUUAUUAAAAAUAGUUUGGAUUAUAACGAGCUGGCCAUGCAUUUUGAUCGCUUGGUCCGCAAGCACAACCUUGGUCGUAUUCUUCAGCGUGCCAAGGCCCUGUUUGCUGAUUACCUGCAGAGUGAGGUGUGGGACUCUGAGGAAGGUGAUGAGGUCAGCUUGGACUCACCAACCACAGCUGCGUCCUCACCACAAACACUCCCCAAAACCAGUUUUUCUAACCUGCAGUCCACAACGACGUCCUCCCCAAACUCUACCUAUAAUCUGGCCUCUACGAUACCUUCCCCUACAUCACCCAAUGAGCUCUCUCCCUCAUCUUCCUGAUGAUUUUUAUCUGAACACAUUUCAUUUCAAUUCAUAAUCUAUUCCAGUGUUAAUGACAAGCUUUACUGGUUUUGUUUACGUGGUGAACCAAAGCAGGACAAGAGCUUUGUGUCUUAAUCAUUCUGCUGGUAUUAGAUUUAUUUAUUUUAUUUUUUUGCAUAGGAUGCUUAUUUUUCCUGAGAGAUUUUCUUUGCAAAACUUUUGCAUGCCACUUAUUGUACUGUAUGUUACUUCUUGCACUUUAUCCUUUAUCCAAUUUUUGCUUUAACAAUGUAAAUAAAACUCCAGAAAAGACCAGCAUGAACGUUUGACAGAAAUGCUGGACUGAGACUUAAAAACCUAUAGACCAUUGAUAAUCUUCGCUGUUGCAUCCAUUAAUUCAAGUUCCAUUUGAUUUUCUUUUUUCUUUUAAUAAUUCAUAAUGUUUUCUUUGCCGCUAACUCUCUCCAGUUUUCAUCAACUCACAAUAAACUGGUCUGGCUAAAAUGAUUUACUGGAUGUAAAUUAUUAAGAAUAUUUUACAUAUGAUGUAAAUUUCUUCCAUACAGCAAGACCGCUGGUAGGUGUCUCAACAGAAGACUAAUUUAUUAAUCAUCACUAUUGACCUAAAUGUACAGCUAAAGUAGUAAUAUUAUCCAAAAAUGUCUGAUGAACCUGUUUUGCCCACUCUUGUUUAAAAGUGCCUCAUUUCCUUGGAACUUUUUUUUUUGCAUAUAAAAAGUCUUUAAAUUCCUGUUAAAAUUGCAGGUUUUUUAAGUAAACAACAACAUAAGUAAUUUUAGAUUGUUCCCUACAUUUAAUGUAAUAUAGUUAGUAACAGAGUUACUAAUAACAAUACAGUGGUCAGUGUUUUGAGUAAGACUGUACAAAGUUAUCAUUUGUCCCUUUGAUUUCUGUCUUCUUUACAAAAAUGCUUAUAAACUGUCUGAUUUUGAGAGGAUCUGCUCUGCAUCACCUUCCCUCUUUAAGACGUUACACAAGUUUUAAAAACGGGUUAGGUCUUUAGCUGUCUUAUGCAGGCCUGCAAGGAUUAGCACUUAGAGGAAAUCAUGAUAGCUCCUUCUUGGGUAGAACCCCAGCCUCAGCUGAAGAAGCAGCCCCAUAGCAUGAUGCUGCUACUAAUGUGCUUCUCAUCAGAAGUUGAAUUCUUUAGUUAUAGUUUUGUACAGCCAGUAUCUUUUAACAUUAUGCCCCAGAAUGUGCCCCCUUUUCCUCCUCUGGCUGAUGCCAUGGUGCAUCUAAGGUAGCGCCCGGUCCUGGAUGCCCUUUUGCCCAGCACACUUCAGUGUUUUUUCAGCUCCCAGCAUACCUGAUUUAACUGCUCAAUUAAGGUGGGAAAGCAUAAAGCGCAGUAUGUGCAGGACAAGGGGUCUUCCAGAACCAGGAUUGGGCAACACUGAUUUAAUAUAUAUAUAUUUUUUAUCUAGUGAACUAUUUUGACAAACGAGAUAAUGUACCUGCUCUUUUCUGCUCCUUGCAGACCACAGCUUCAGCAGUUAGAUGAAACCAAUAAAAUCUUAAGGAGAUUCUACAAAAAUGCAUGAUGUUUAUUUGGGGUUGAUUAGAAUCACUUGAUUGAUGACAGCUGUAUAAAGUAUAAAGUUUUGGCUAGUUGUAGUUUUUAACUUUUGAACACGUGUUUGGAUAUAAUUGGUUAAUUCUGAGCAUUGUCAUAUGCCACAUUAUAAAGGGUGUGUAGGUACAUAUAUGAAACCAGGUUAUUUGUUACUUUUUUCCUGUAUAACCUAUUUUAAACUCUUUUUUUUUUUUUAUUCCCAAACCUGCCAUUUUAACAGAUAUAUGUAAAAUGAUUACAACUUUACCAAAAGCAGUAAAAGUAAGUACAUUAGUCAUAUGUUAUCAUUCCUCCUGCAGAAUUUGGGAUUUUCACACGUCUUAACACCAAGUGUUCUUUUCUUCUCAUUUCUUCUUAGGAGUGCUAAAAUCCUUUAUUAACAUGGGCCAAAGGAAUUUUAUUUGAAAUGCAAUCAUUGUGGGCCUUCUGUGUUUUCUUUAAAAUCUUUAUUGAACGUUAAAUUAUUCUCAUUGAGAGGUUUGCUGAACACAACACUAGCAAUACCUGUAUUUAUACAAUAAAUUCAUCCAAGACCAA
Messenger RNA from Clarias gariepinus (North African catfish), 5106 nucleotides. RefSeq names its product TBC1 domain family, member 25 (gene tbc1d25). Gene Ontology annotation, biological process: regulation of autophagosome maturation; activation of GTPase activity. Gene Ontology annotation, molecular function: GTPase activator activity. The transcript is spliced from 7 exons. Gene Ontology annotation, cellular component: autophagosome. The record is from RefSeq and is a predicted model, not a curated record. Bases 384 to 2993 code for a protein of 869 amino acids. NCBI's taxonomy places the organism in Eukaryota, Metazoa, Chordata, Actinopteri, Siluriformes, Clariidae.